This is a messenger RNA of Penicillium salamii, 897 nucleotides long. NCBI's taxonomy places the organism in Eukaryota, Fungi, Ascomycota, Eurotiomycetes, Eurotiales, Aspergillaceae. The record is from the annotation of a GenBank genome assembly.
AUGGACUCACUCUUUGUGAGUGCGUUCGUGUUCGCUAUACAUGAGGCCAGGAUGCUCAGUAGCAAUUUGCCCAUCGUCCCACAGGACUUCACGGCUGCCCAGCCUGAGACGCUCCGUCUGUACCCUCUCUCGAAUUACACCUUUGGAACAAAGGAGAACCAGCCCGAGGAGGACAGCUCUGUGGUCGAGCGCCUCAAGCGCCUGGAAGAUCAGUACAACCUUCAUGGAAUUCGCCGAACUUGCGAGGGCAUCUUGAUCUGCCAUGAACACGGCGUUCCCCACGUCCUGAUGCUCCAGAUCGCCAAUGCCUUCUUCAAGCUGCCCGGCGACUACAUCAACCCCGCGGAUCAGGAGCUUGAGGGCUUCAAGAGGCGCCUGAACGAGCGUCUUGCUCCCACUGGCACCCAAUUCACCGGCGAGGGGGUCAAUGGCGACUGGGACAUUGGUGAUUGUCUCGCCCGCUGGUGGCGUCCUAACUUCGAGACUUUCAUGUACCCUUUCGUCCCGGGUCACUGCACCCGCCCCAAGGAAUGCAAGAAGCUGUUCUUGAUCAAGCUUCCCAAGAAGAAGGUUCUUUCGGUCCCAAAGAACAUGAAGCUCCUUGCUGUUCCUCUAUUUGAGCUGUACGACAACAGCGCCCGCUAUGGUCCCCAGCUUUCGGCCAUCCCCCACCUCCUUUCCCGCUACAACUUCGAGAUGGUUGACGAGAAUGACGAAGUCAUUGCUGUGACUCCUCUUUCGCACGAGAUCGACCCCCGUACCCAGGCCCCCCGCCCCUCCACCAACGCCGCCACCAAUGGAUCCGCCGCUGGCGACCUUGGUAACGACACCGAUACUGGCAUGAGUGGCCUGGAUGACCAGCAGGAAGGUCAGGCCAUCGAGUCCCACCAGGGCUAG